Molecule: messenger RNA, 1023 nt
Organism: Caenorhabditis angaria
Lineage: Eukaryota; Metazoa; Nematoda; Chromadorea; Rhabditida; Rhabditidae
Source: the annotation of a GenBank genome assembly
AUGUCUAAAAAUCUGAUUUUUCGCCAACUUAUCGAUUUUGAAAGUUUCACCUAUACUUAUAUUUUGGGUUGCGCUAAAACUCGAAAUGCUGUGAUUAUUGAUCCGGUUUUUGAACAAGCGAAAAGGGAUGCUAAGGUUAGUUUUGGUUCAAGACAUGGUGAUCAUUAUGGGGUGUUUCUGUGGUGCACGAGAAAUGCGCCAGCAAUCUACUUAUUGCUGACGCAAUUUCUGUACCUAGGCAUAUUUGGUGUCAAAAUGAUCAGCAAAAUAUUUCCAGCUCGCCAAAGAACUCGACCUAAACUUGAUCUACGGCCUGAACACCCACGUUCACGCUGAUCACAUCACCGGAACUUCGAAACUCAAGGAAUUUUUUCCGGCGAUGAAAUCUGGGCUGUCGGGAAAAUCGGGUGGUGUAGCCGACAAGCUGUUGAAGCAGGGAGAUUUGCUGCAAAUCGGGGAUAUCGAGCUGGAAGUUGCUGAAACUCCAGGACACACUGAUGGUGAGUAAUGCACGAGAAAUGCGUCAGCAUUCACUAAAUGUAAUGCUGGCGCAUUUGUGGUAGUUGACCAAAAAUAGUGAUAUUUGGGCUUAAAAUGAUGGGUAUACCCUGUAGAUCAAUUUCCAGGCUGUCUCACAUUCAUAUCUCACCAACUUCGCGCCGCAUUCACCGGCGACGCGCUUCUCAUCCGCGGCUGUGGUCGAACCGACUUCCAACAAGGAUCUUCUCGCGCUCUAUAUCAAAGUGUGCAUCAGAAAAUUUUGGAUGUUCUCCCAGAAGACUACCGUAUCCUUGUAGGUCAUAAUUAUGAGGGAAUUCUAGAGAGUACGGUAGGCGAGGAGAUCAAAUUCAACCCGAGAAUUAUGAAGAGCGAAGAGGAAUUUGUGAAAAUUAUGAGCGAACUCAAAUUAGCGCAUCCUAAACAAAUUCGUGAGUGUUUUUUUCCUUUUUUGGAACUUUGACAGAAAAAAUUAUUUUUUCAGAACAAGCGCUUCCCGCCAAUUUGAAAGAUGGUGAUAUUUAA